Messenger RNA from Gymnodraco acuticeps, 9587 nucleotides. It is a transcript of the gene nlk2, whose product is annotated as nemo-like kinase, type 2. Gene Ontology annotation, biological process: protein phosphorylation; intracellular signal transduction. Gene Ontology annotation, molecular function: MAP kinase activity; ATP binding. Lineage: Eukaryota; Metazoa; Chordata; Actinopteri; Perciformes; Bathydraconidae. Gene Ontology annotation, cellular component: nucleus; cytoplasm. The transcript has 11 exons. The record is from RefSeq and is a predicted model, not a curated record. Bases 1370 to 3016 code for a protein of 548 amino acids.
GCAGCAUUCACAACAGCCCGCAGACAUCAUUGGCUGCGCACGGUGUCAAUCACAUGGAUUACCAUGAUGUCAUUGCGCUGCGGAAGGCGAUUGGCUGGCAGUCCUGCGUAAUCUCACCGCCGAGUCGCUAAGGGUUUGUUCACCAUGUUGGAUCAACUGCACAUCAUAGUUAGCCUGGUGACCAAUAGUUUGAUAAUGUCAGUGUCAACGGAGUGGCGGGGGCCCGGAGUGUAGAGCUUCAGGCGGCGGGGGGUGCUUCCUCUUCUCCGGCGAACACACUCAGCGACACCGACUCAAACGGAAGUACAGUUUGUGUGAUUUGGCGACAUCGCUUUGCUAGCUCCGAGCUGUCAGGUUGAAGACUGUUUAUCUCUAGUUUGGCAGCUGGAUACUUUAUCCUACAUUCAACGGAUUCAACUUUCCCCCCUGCAACGAUAUCCCCUGGAUAUGUGACUAUGAGCUGCGAGACGACAGUGUGACCAGGAACAAGGCUGUCGAUGGGGAAAAUAAGUUGCCUGCCAACCGUCUGCGAGGAUUUCUCAUCUCGUCUUUUGAGUCAUGGUCUCAGCUUGGUAACUCUGUCAGAAUGACGGGGGUUUCCUUCCAGAUGCGCGCCUCGCUGGAGUGUAUUUAAUAUGUGAGUAGAGUAAAGUGGAGUGGAGGACCGAGGCCUGGCCCUGCCUGCGCUCUCCUGUUGUGGCCUGGGUUUGGAUACAAGCUCCCGUGCACCGGAUCAGCAGCGUUAAUUUCGGCUCGGAGAUUACCCGUGUCUGGCCUGCGCACACACCGGGAGGAGGACUCAGUUUGGCGUUAUAGAUGCGAGCCGUGUGGAGCCCCUGUGGUGAGAAGAAGACCGGAGCCGAGGCAAACUUAGACACUUUUAAAAGAUGAGUGAUCUGCUUCCUAUGUGACAGGCUUUAGAUCACACUGUUCUAUCAACACGGGGAAUCUCAUCCGGAGGGAGGGGGCGCCACCUCUAUCAUGAGGGACAUCUAGGGCCACCGACUUUUUAUUUAUUGAGGGGGGCGCGGGUUACUUUUUAGUCCGAACUUUUUAUUCAUCAUUGUUGGCAGUGCAACUGUACAUAUUUUCAGACUUGGGUGGCCAUUACUGUACUCUCAUGACAUGCUUCCGAUAUUAGCCCCGGGCUACAGUAGCCUAAUGGUGUGAAAGCAAGAAAACUCAUUUAGAGGAAGUGGGUCAGAUCCUUGUUGGCAUUAUGAUGAGAAGGCACACCGCAAUGGUUUCUCUACCCACACUUUUAAAGUAGCAGGUGUUGUUGUUUCCACAUUUCCACUGUUUUUAAUAGUUCCAUCAGUCGACAGAUAGCUUGCAUCACUUUUAGAGGCGGCUUCUGGCGGGUCAUUGAAUGGCUCUUUGCGGCACAACGGCUACAAAUGUUCCAAAAAUGAUGGCUGCUUACAACGGUGGCUCCUCUACAGUAGCUGCCCAUCACCCGCAUCACCACCACCAACUCCAGCACCUUCCACCUCCCCACAUGCAUCACAACCACCACGCGGGCCAGCAUCACUUGCAGCACCCGGGCUCCGCCGCCGCCGUGCACACGGUGCAGCAGCACGGCUCCACGGCUGCUGCUGCCGCUGCGGUGAUGCUCAACCCCGGCCAGCAGCAGCCCUACUUCCCGUCUCCUGCUCUGGGACAGGCUCCCGGACCGGCUGCAGCUCCCGCCCAGGUCCAGGCGGCCGCCGCUGGGAAAGCUCACCACCACCAGCAGCAGCAGCAGCAGCAGCAGCAGCAGCAGCAGCAGCACCACCAGCAGCAGCAGCACCACCAUCAGCAGCAGCAGCAGCAGCACACGCUCCACCUUCAGCCGCAGCUGGACAUAGAGUCUGACAGGCCCAUAGGCUAUGGAGCGUUCGGGGUUGUCUGGUCAGUGACAGACCCCAGAGAUGGAAAGCGAGUUGCCCUAAAAAAAAUGCCGAAUGUCUUCCAAAACCUUGUUUCUUGCAAGAGGGUGUUUCGGGAGCUGAAGAUGCUAUGCUUCUUCAAACAUGAAAACGUUCUCUCUGCUCUGGACAUAUUACAACCUCCUCACAUUGACUACUUUGAAGAAAUCUAUGUGGUGACUGAACUGAUGCAAAGUGACCUCCAUAAGAUCAUCGUAUCACCACAGCCUCUGAGCUCGGACCACGCCAAAGUGUUUCUUUAUCAGAUUCUACGAGGACUUAAAUACCUUCAUUCUGCUGGCAUUCUACACCGAGACAUCAAACCUGGCAACCUCCUGGUCAACAGCAACUGUGUGCUCAAGAUCUGUGAUUUUGGCCUGGCCCGGGUGGAGGAGUCGGACGAGUCCCGACACAUGACUCAGGAAGUGGUGACUCAGUACUACCGGGCUCCUGAGAUCCUCAUGGGGAGCCGCCAUUACUCCAACUCCAUCGAUAUCUGGUCUGUGGGCUGCAUCUUCGCUGAGCUGCUGGGGAGACGCAUCCUCUUCCAAGCCCAGAGUCCCAUCCAGCAGCUGGAUCAGAUCACUGACCUGUUGGGGACUCCCUCUAUGGAGGCCAUGAGGACGGCGUGUGAAGGGGCCCGCACACACAUCGUCAGAGGACCCCACAAACAGCCAUCACUUCCUGUUCUGUACACACUAUCAGGCCAAGCCACCCAUGAAGCCGUGCACCUCCUCUGCAGGAUGCUGGUGUUUGAUCCGUCAAAGAGGAUCUCAGCGAAGGACGCCCUGGCCCACCCGUACCUGGACGAGGGUCGCCUGCGCUACCACACCUGCAUGUGCAAAUGCUGCUACACCACCUCCACCGGACGCGUGUACACCAGCGACUUCGAGCCCGUCACUAAUCCCAAGUUUGACGAUGAUUUUGAGAAGAAUCUCAGCUCUGUGAGGCAGGUCAAAGAGAUCAUCCAUCAGUUCAUCCUGGAGCAGCAGAAGGGGAGUCGGGUGCCGCUCUGCAUUAACCCUCAGUCAGCUGCUUUCAAGAGCUUCAUCAGCUCCACGGUGGCUCAGCCCUCUGAGAUGCCCCCCUCCCCACUGGUGUGGGAGUAGCUGCUGCUGCGUCCUCAUCUUUCCAACACGCUGCUAGGCCGGGAACAGGAACGCCUCUCAACGUCUUCUAUCGUCUGCGUAGCAUUUCACUGGAGAGCAGGACUCGCAGGUCUGCUGAAACAUGAAACAUGAAACAAAUGAAGAGAAUCCACUGAUAACUGCUUUACAGGGGUUAGAGGAGCCCGGUAUGCAAAUGAAUGCUCUGUAGACCAAAUCAGAAUGUUUUAAACAAACUCAUCUGGUUACUUCCAGGUAGAUUACAGUUAUUGUACAUUUGUUUAGCUAUAUAUAUAUAUAUAUAUAUAUAUAUAUAUGUAUAUAUAUGUAUAUAUAUAUAUAUAUAUAUAUUAAUAUACAUUUAAAAAAGAUGUCUAUUUUAAGAUUAUUGUGAUCACAAAUGGAUUAAUUUCCCUACUCAAUCAGGCCACUGAAAACUAAAUCCAACUUCUUAUUCAGACAAUCGAUUGUAAUUGUUGGUAGGCUUAACGUUUUUCCAACUGCAAGCUCCCCGUAUUUUAUAAAAACAUGCACUUGUCACAUUGAUAUUUUAACUUAUUAAAGAUGAAUUAUUACAGGCAUGUAAUCCCCCCUGUAUCCCCAAGUGUCCCCCUUUCACAGUUGGCCAUAGUUUUUAACUUAUGUCACGGUUCAUUUGCCAAAGAUCAGGAGCCUCAUGUAUAAAUGCAACAUAAAAGAUGUGGGCAAUGAUGGGAUUUAUAAAAUGAUAUCGGUGUGAACAUUUUCUACGUUUCUACACCACGUGAGGAGUUCACAAUCGUUCCAGGGCUGCGGUCUAACGGUCAAAAGAAUCAGGUGCUAUGUGUUUUUAUAACCACAUGUCCUUAAUGUCACGUGGUUAAAAGACGGAGAAUUCAUCAGGAUUUAGGAAAAAAAACUCCGUACAACAACAGUGAUAGCGUAACGUUCAUAAUAUUGAUUGAAUACUCGGUAUAUGUCAGAAGACACGGUAAGCUUGUGUCUUUUCAUUUACCAAUCACACCAUAACGCUUUGAUAUAUGUAUAUCAAAUAUAAUGGAAGUCAAUGAAUAGACUUAAACUAAAUAGCAAGACAUUUAUUUCUGGUUUUUAUACAUCUCAAUGAAGAUAAGCGUAUACUCAAAUCCACACGUUUGGCAUCCUAAAAAAAAAGGUCAGGCAUACAGGAAUGUAAUAAUUGUUUAGAUAUAUAUGUGUGUAAAUAUACAUGUUUAAGAACAAGGAAAUUAAGGCAUGCUAUUUUGCGCUAAAACUAAGGUUUAUACAUGAGGCCCCAAAACAUUUCUAAAUAUUCUCUGUAAUAUGAAGUUGAACCUGUACCAAUAUGUACAUUUUUGUCAGUCAGUCAUCAUGAAGGGGGACAGGUUUAUUUCCAUUGGAAGUAAUGAGUGUUCACAGUGCUCAGUAGAUUAGAUUUGCUGAUGCACAAUUGUAAUGAUAUUGUGUGGGCUUUUUAGAUAAAUAGUGUUUGUUUUUGUUGAAGUAGUUCAGUGUUGAAGGUGAGGGUUUAACGACUCAUUUACAUGAAGAACAAUUGAACCUUUCCAUGAAUAGGAAAUACUUUUAAAGGGACCACUCUAAAGGAUGCCCUCAUACUACCAAUAAAAAACACCUUUCCCAUGGUACUUGUACUGCUAAUACUUAGCUCAGUACUAGUGUAUUAGUUUAGUUGCCAGCUCAUAGAGUCCUAUAGUGAACCUGGAAAUGUUGAGUACACCAACGUUUUAUGAUAGAAAUGUACGGGUCCCCAGCACAAAGAAACUACUGGAUGCUAACCUGCAUUUGUUGGGCAAUUUGCACAUUUAGCAUAUAUGCUUUAAUUAGCAUGAAUUAGCAUUGGGGACAAUAGUUAAAUAAUGGCUUUGCAGAUUUGGAAAAUGUUCGAGUGGUUUUGGGGGUUAUAGAGGAUGCUGAAUCCAUUUUAGAUCUUUAUCAUAUACAAAAUUGCAGUUUUACCCAGAAAAUGACAAUAUUUGUUCUCUCGAUGGGCUGAUUUUGAUACAUUAUGGGUCGGUUUGGAAGAUUAAUGGGACUCUGGAUCAUUUGGAUUGGACAGAUCCCCUAUUUAUAAAAAAAAAAAGAACGGUCCACAGUAGAGAUAAUAAUUUUCAUUUUGUGCUCUCUAUAUCCAAUGUUCACAACACAUGGUCGUCAAAACCAGCCCACCUAGAGUACAGAUAUUGGCACUUUCUGGUUAAACUGCCAUCUUUGAUCCUGAAAAUGUCAGAAAUGGGUUCAGCAUCCUAGAUAACCCUCAAAACCACUCCAACAUUGUCCAAAUCGGCCAAGCCAUUUUCUUUAUUAUUGUUUACAUAGCACAUGUGCUAAUUGUGCAAAUUGUCCAACAUAUGCAAGUUAGCAUCCGGAAGUUUGUGCUGGGCACCCUACUAUACAUUUCUAACAUAAAACUUUAGGUUACUCAACAUUUCCAGUGUCACUAUGGCAGGCUGGCUAUAUUGCUAAACAGUCCUGUGAGCAAAACUUACAUUUUUUGUAUGAAUGAAAAUGCUCCACCCUCUUGUGUGCCUCCUAACUUCACUGUUGUUCAGUAAGGCAACUAUUAACCACUUUGCCAAACUGAGCUAACUUCACCCCAAAGAGUAGGAAGAGAAAGACUCAGGAAUAAAACCAGAGUCUGCACUGAGCUGAAACACGUUGGCCCUGUUCCCCAUCACACUUGCUUAAAUUGCUCCCUGUACAAACCACUCAAAUAGAGAGGAUUUAAAACUCCUGCAACCUGUGUGGUAGUUCGAAGAAAACUUACAUCUUACACAACCAUUUUCGACCGUAAAGCUGCAUUCACAUGAUCCGCUGUACAACGUCCUGAUUUGCCAAUCUGUUUCUAUGGAGAAGCGCUAAAGUGAAGCUCUACCCUCUGCGCUGCACACUGCUUGGAAUGGUUGCAGAGCCCUUCGCUCACAUUUACAUGUUUUUCUUUGACCUCGUUAUCACUGACCUUUCAACACGCAACCAAUCCGAUAACAGCUGUGUGAAGUGGCACAAUCUAUGACCUAACCAUAGAAACUGAACUAACCAGCUGCUGAGCUAAGAGAAACCAAGCUAAGAGACAUUUGAGUAUCAUGUGAAUCCAGCUUAACCCUAACCCUACUGUAGUCCAUCCUUCCUGUUUAUUGUCAAACUUGAGUUAACCGGUUGAUUGUGGAGGAAAGAUGUUGCUGCUUUUACUUAUAACUCCCAUAUCUGACACGUGCUGAGCAGAGGAGCUGGUUUGUGUCAGCAACAGUCCCAAUCCAGGUCGUUUUGAUCGGCACAAUGGAAAAAAACAGAUCGGGAUGAAAUUCAGUUCAUAACAGAUCAACUGAUAAGUGGAUGAGGACUACAUUCACGUAUUGUUGUGAAGGGUAAAGGUUGAGGAGGAAGAAGGCUAAUGCUACGUGUAUCAGAUCCAGAUUGUAGAGAACAUAGAGACUCUAUGGUAGCUGAGACGGGACAGUCUUCCUCUGGACGUAGAACCCUGUGUUCUUGUUAAAGGACAAAUGGGGAACAAUCAUUCUCUUGUGAACAAAAUGUUCAAAUGAAAAACGCAUCAGUAAAGAAGCAGCUUAACCUCCAAUAUUUCUUCUAUAUGAAUAUAUCAAACAUCCUACUGGGCGACUCUUUCCUAUUGCUUUCAGCUGCUCACCAUAGAAGUAGCAGGUAUAAAUGAUGGCAUGGUCUCAUCUAUAUGGGCUUUUUCUAAAUCCAGAGCUUUAGUCCCCCUUCUCUUACAUAUACACUGUCGCCCCCCCAAAAAGAGCUUUGAAGUAAAUUAUUUAAGAUAUUUUUCAGAAUUGUUUUCUAUUCCUGUUGUGUUUAACAGCAUGCAUUGUUCCCCACACCUCAAAGUAUGAUUAUGUAUAUAUGGUAAAUAUAGAAACCUACACACAAACCUAAAAAACAAAACCACUGUAUAGAAAUGGUAUUAGCCUGCACCUUUGGAGGGCUGCGAAGUUCCUUUUUAUUUUUCAAACUUGCAUACAAAUGUAUAUAUUUUCUUGAUUUUUACCCUGCUACUAGAAGAAUCCUGUAAUGAUUCCCAGAGUCAUUUGAUCUGUAUCUUGUGUGUACAGCAGAGUUGUAGAUAUAUCUAAGGAGAAGCCUUUUUUUGUUAUUGUUGUUAAUGAUUUCACCACAGCAGCACUGUGUGAAUAUGUAUAUAAAUGAUUCACCGUGUUGGUCUCUACCUCUUGAGCUCAUUAUCUUGGCUUUGUUUACCUCCACACCUUUCUGAUUUCACGUGGGGACGAUUUGAAAACACUUGAAUGUCCAUUCAAGCUUUUAUACUGAAUUACUAAUUACAUGGACUGCUCCCCCUGCAGCCUUUACCGCACUAUCCAAACACUCACCUGAAAUUUUAGAAAUCAUCAAGACGUUUGUAUUACAAAGUACCACCGAUGGCCAAGGGGUCCCUGACUGUUAGCCUAUGUUCACUCUUUGAUAGAUCAGGAGGGCAGGGAGAGGCUGCUCACCACCAAGGCUGUGUUCAAAGCUCACUGGCAACCAUUCAAACAUGACUUAUUUUAGACUUUCAGAUAACAAACUAUCUUUUUCUUUUGGCUUAUUUCAUGCGAAUGAGAAUUGGACUAGUCUCUUUAGUUUAUUGCAGGCUGUCCUAUAUAUGUUUUUUUUUAAACUAAUUAGAAGCCAGUAGAGUAGUCGCGUUUUAAAUAUGAAUCCCUUGUUGAAUUCAGUUUGAAUUUGUCUUUCAAAUUUCAAAUCAAUCACUCCUCAAUCAAUUAAAGUUUCUAUAUGGAUCUUAUCCAUUUUUUUUAUAUUUCGAAAUGGGCGCAUUUUUCGAAUCCGGCCUGCGGUCCUUUUACCCGUGUCAUCCCCUCUACCCCCCCUUUCAAAUCUUUCUUACUGAUACAAGUUGAACUGGCCCAAAAGUAAUGUUUAAGAGAUAUAUAGACAUGUGAAAUGCUUUGCCAAUAGAAAUAAAUGUGAAAAAAGAGACAUUUGUGAUUCCUGAUAUUUCGCAACCAAGAGCCGGGUUGGAUAUGAAACUCUAGUAUGAGAAGCUCUAAAAAUAUAUAUAUAUAUAUAUAUAUAUAUAUGUGUUUCCAUUUGUUCACAGAGCUUGGAUUGACUGCAGGCUAGUUAUUCCCCCAUAACUGCACACUAUUCUUCUGCUGUUUGGAUAAUAUUUCUUCCUAGUGUUGGCAGAGAUUGUGUCAACACAAAGUUUUAACCCUAGAAAACCAAACAAAAAUACACUAAAUGAAAAAGAACUCGUUUCUCCAGGGCGACAUUUAGAAAAAAGGAAAAUCCAGCAAACCAAGGCACAGCGUUACCUGUUUGAAACCAAAUAUUGAAGUGCUCUCUAUGAAACUAAACAAUAACAAGUCAUGAUCAUGUAGAGAUCCAACUGGAAAUGUGCCCUUGGUAAUAAAUUAGCUUUCAGAUUCAACUGCCAGGUUUGUUACAAAUACACAGAUUAAGGCCAUGUUGAGUCAUUUCACUCAGAAGUGGACGCAGCGUUGGAGUCGGACAAAAUGCCCUGAGACCUCCGGGGUCUGGAACUAUAGAGGAUGCCCUAUUUCAUUUCCCUUAGGCCCCACUCCCACUCAUACUUCUUGAAUCCAUUGAUUAAAACUCUAUUCAAGUGUUCGUACUAGGUGGUUGACAUACCUCUAAAAAUGUACAGAUUUACAGACUUUAUAGUAUUUCAGCCCAAAUGACCUGGCUGACUUUAACGGAGGCUUGGUAUUAAUGCAGUCUUUAAUAUGUUUCUGUUUUUAAGUACUUACAAAUCCCUUUUGCCAAUCAACUGCAUAGAUUAUACUACUCCCUCCUAGAAUCCUCCACAAAGCCACCUGGAUGUCUGGUGUUUCUUAAUUACCUUGUGUUUUAUAUGACAGAAACAUAUUAAAGUGUUUACCUACAUAUUCAUUUUUUUUAAGGUGUCAGUCAUUAAACUCGCUGUAGCUCCCUUUUCAAUUGGUUCCCUACGAUAAGGCUCAUCAUUUGGUUUUUACCACAUGGAAACAGCUUCACAAGGGAUUUACCACCUCGAACCCUGCACAUUGACAUGUGUAUUAUUCAUCGUUGACGAUUAUCCCUUAACUAUUCUGAUACUGGUUACAGAAAAGAGACAUGCCAUGGGUGUCUAUUGGAAACUUGAUGGGAAUUUUCUCAGGAAUGAACACAGCUAGCAGUGGUACAGUCCCUCUCCCUCCCCCAGCUCCUGUAUGAACUAUUUGUGUAGAUACUAGCUUCCUAUAUGUUUUAUUUUGUGUUGGAAUGAAGUACUUGAAUCAAAUGAUGCUCAUUUUGAAAAAUUGUAGAGUAAUAACUGACAAAUGUGUGUUAGACUAACCCCAACGCAGCAACUACUACUCUUUGGAUUCAUAAUUUGCUGUCUUAUACAAUGUUUGUAUAUUUGAUGUUUUAAUCAGAUGCAUUGUAAUUUGAAUAAAACUUGCAGUAUAUACAGUACAUAGAUGUAUCUAAUAAACUCUGCGUUCAAGCACUGUAAAUCAAACUUAAUGACUAAAUAUUAGUUGUCAUAUGGGAUGUGUUAAAGGUUCCAUCGAAAGAAUAAUGGUGAAAACAUUAAAUGUGACAUCUAACGAUU